AUAUUGUAUUACUAUACAAGCCCAAAAAAUUCCUGUACAGACAACUCAAUUGUUUUCCCGUCCCAUCAGAGAGAAAAAAAGAAAGGCAGAUAAGACAGCCUGAGAUUCCCCAAGAUGUCGAACUUCCCGAAGUUAGUCCCUGCGUUCACGGCUCAGAUCGUCCUCGAUGCUCCCGUCGCCAUAGGACAGGUCUCCAGCGGCACCAUCAACGCCGCAGCCCCAUUCGCAACUGAUGGAUUCCUACGAUCCGUGCCUGGCUACCCGGUCAAGGUCGAUGGGGUCUUUGCCCAUGGCUCUGAUUACAUCCGGCAGGAUCCGUCGGGGAAGCAGGCACGUCUCGAAGUCAACAGUAUCGUGAAGGAUAAGAGCGGCGCCGUCAUCAACUACAAGUACACGGGGAUCCUGAACGUUACGCCCGAGGUGGGCGCCAUCCUGAGCGGGAGUCCUGAUGCGAAGACUACGGAGUUUGGGGAUGCUUUCACUCAGAUACUCUUCCAGACUGGUGCAGAGGAAUUGAAGGCCAUAGAGAGCAAGGUAUAUGUAGGAAGUGGCAGGUUCAUUAUUGAAGCUGGAAAACCUCCCGUGGUGGAAUAUUUAAUCAGCGAGGUCACGGCUUGAUAUCGAGAGAAGAGAUACCGCGUAUACUAUAUGGACUACGGCUACCUGAAGACACAUUUGGUUAGUUCGCUAGCAUCCAGUAGUAUCUAUUAAAGUGCUUCCAUUUCUUCGACUACCUAUGGAUGGGGCAAUCUACUACGUUGAAAGCAUGCUAUGCCUUGUGAAAUCACAAAACGCCAUGUCGAGUAUCCCUGCUGAGCAAUGCUGGUAUCACUCUUCG
Molecule: messenger RNA, 838 nt
Organism: Amorphotheca resinae ATCC 22711
Lineage: Eukaryota; Fungi; Ascomycota; Leotiomycetes; Helotiales; Amorphothecaceae
Exons: 3
Coding region: 115-618 (167 amino acids)
Source: RefSeq, a predicted model, not a curated record